AUGGGAAUUCAAGCAGAAAGCAAAAGUGAACCCACAUGGACCCACAACAGAGACGAUAUUGCCGCAUAUGAGCUCAACCUUUACCGUGUCUCGGUUCCCGAUGAAGGCACUACAGUCAAUCUCACCAAAGUUGAAUCAAAGAAGCUACUCAAAAUAACAAGCAAAAUCUCCGAGGCCUAUGGAACGGCACUACCAAAGAAAACCAUUCACGUCAUUGCUCGGCUUCCAUCGACAGGUAAGGGAUUAGCUCUGUCAUCUGGACGGAAGCCAUGGAUUAGGCAAUAUGAACGACCCGUCGGCAUUGAACAAGAUCAACUUGUUUAUACCUUUGGUUCAGGUUUCCCGCUUCUCCGCCGAGAGGAAACCCUUGACGUAUUAUGGAAUGGAGUUCCUUAUUACAAUGGCAUCUUUGAGCGAUUUAAAAACCGCAACAAUAGGAACAAGGGCCUACACCCAAUCCCAUUACUUGCCUGUGAACCAGGUACAGGCAAAAGCCGGUUCCUCCGAGAAAUUGGGGGAAUGCUUCGUGAAAAGGUCAGCUCUUGCAGUGAUCAGAGUAUCAGAAGCGCCUUCCCCAAUAUGGUCUCAAUCAAUAUUACCUAUGGCAGUGGCACUCUUGCCAGUGGGUCCGAUGUCUGGAUUGGAGGUGAAGCAUCUAUCGCCGCUAGAUUACUCUACGGAUAUUUUAUCAGUACCGAUAACUUCGCCAAAAAAGCCCAGCUUAAGCCUUUACUGCAAAAGAAAGGCGCCGAGCGACUCACAUUGAACACCACCAUAGAGGUUAUUCGUACUGAUAUUAUCAAUCGCGGCACAUCCACUAACGGUUUCUCUGUGCUGGUCAUCAACAUCGACGAGGUGAAUCACUUACACAGAGGCUACCCAGACACUCUUCGACAAGCUGUACAUGCUGUCGGGGCACUGAGCUGUAGAACCACAGAGCCUUUUUGUAUUCCUAUUAUGGCGAGUACAAUCCAAGGGCCCGUCGAAAGCAUGGCCAUGGGAUCAUAUCGUAUGCUACUCCUACCUCUUCCUCUUCUUACUGACGCCGACGUGGUCGAAAUUGGCCUUAAGCUACACCUGACUAUAUACGACAAGAUUCCGCCUCUGACUGAAGAUUACCUGAGGAAUGAUAUAUUGUUCCGCCGUAGUAUCGCAGACAUUGGUGGGAUGGCGAGGGCUGUUGAGUAUUUCUAUCUUUUCUUUGUGUUUCACUUAAAGAAAACAAAGGAGAUUCCUGGCCAGGCUGAGGAACUUACGGAAUGUCUGCGCAAUGUCGAUAUCGUGGUCGUUAUGCAGCAGCUGGUAACUGAGUUAGACACGCUUUAUCCUUUUGAGGAGUACGAGGAGCUCAUGACACCUGUACUGGCAAAGGCUAUUCUUGAUAUGCAAGGGAGCCCCAGCCGACGGCUUUAUGCAAUUGCGUUUACAGAACAGAGGAGAUAUUGUGUCUUUGUGUUUGUCUUGUCAAAUGAAAUGGACCAAGGAACAGGAUUCAAAAGAACAUAA
This is a messenger RNA of Lobosporangium transversale, 1506 nucleotides long. RefSeq lists its product as hypothetical. The record is from RefSeq and is a predicted model, not a curated record. The transcript is spliced from 4 exons. NCBI's taxonomy places the organism in Eukaryota, Fungi, Mortierellomycota, Mortierellomycetes, Mortierellales, Mortierellaceae. Bases 1 to 1506 code for a protein of 501 amino acids.